AUGGCCGGCACAUUACCAACCCAGCCGCACCACCGGCAACCACCACCCCGGGCCACCGCAUCCAACGUAUACACCUCUGCCGCCGUCAACCGCCUCAACCACGUCGCAGACUGGGCAGACGCUCCCCACAGCACCAUCGCAUUCGCAGCCCACAGGUCCAUCGCAGUCUGGUCCCGCCCCGCCCACACCCAAUCCACCCAGAUCCACCAGCUCAUCGUCACCCCCUUCACAAAGCCAAUCUCGUCCCUCAAGUUCAGCGCACCGCCACCACCUCACGACCAUGCAAACCAUGCAUCACAACAACCCACGCCAAGCAUCGUAGCCGGCGCAGGUGAUGGCGCAUUCGCCGUGUGGAAGCAUCGCCCCUCCAUAGACGCACCAUCCCUCGCUCCCGGUUGGACCCGCACCGCAACCGUCAGCGACGCUCACUCCGGCUCCAUCUCGGCCAUCGGCGUGCUCAGACCCACUGCAGACCUCUCCUCCUUCGCCUAUCCCUCCGAGGUCAUCGUCACGGGCGCAUCCGAUGGUCUGCUCAAGGUCUGGACCCUUCGCACCUCUGGCGACGGCAACGACGACGCCAACGACCAGCUCGAUCUGGCCCAGACCAUCGACCUCAACGGCCGCUUCCCGCUCGACGUCGCACUGCUGCCCCUUCCCGCAUCCACCGCGACCUCCUCGUCCUCUCCACAGCCCCCUGGUAAGCUCCUCAUGGCCGUCGCCACCACCACGCGCAAAAUCGACCUCUACGCCGCAGACCUCGCCUCAACCACCGCCGCCCGACCCACCUUCGUCCACAAGCUCGCGCUCGAGGGCCACGAGGACUGGGUCAAGUCGAUCGACUUUUGCCACACCGCCGUCUCGGACAUCAUCAUGCUAGCCAGCGGCUCGCAGGACAGCAGCGUCAGGCUGUGGAAGAUUGCCAGGGCCGCCACCGACGACGACCAGCUCGACGGCGGCGACGGCCAACGCCAAACAGCCUCGGAUCAGCCGCUCAGAGCCGACGACUUCGAGGCCAUGGUGUCCAAGAUCGAGGGCGACAUGACAAAGGCAGACGGCGAGAUCUCAACAAAGGCCCAGUACUUUGACGCUGCCGGCGGCGGCGGCGAUGGCCACGCUGCCGACCGCUGGGCCGUCACCUUCGACGCCCUCCUCAUCGGCCACGACAACUGGGUCACCGGGGUCAGGUGGCAUCCGGCGGUGCCGUCGCACAAGAGCGACAGCGCAGAUGGCGUCGCAGGGCCCGCCUUGGUCCAGCCGGCAGCGCUCCUCACCUCGUCGGCCGACAACAGCCUCAUCCUCUGGACGCCCACGGGCACCGUGCCAGCUGCACCGCCAUCGCCUGCCGCACCGACCUCGCCGUUCCCUCUGUUUGACCACUCGCUCGUCUCGACGGGAGGGGCCAAGCGGGCCCGCGGGCCCUCGGCGCAUCACAUCGCCAGUUCCAUCUGGCUGCCAAGCCAGCGCUUUGGCGAGGUCGGCGGUGCCAGCAACCUCGGCUUCUUUGGCGCGCUCUGGAAACCGUCUGGCAGCAGCGCCGACAGAGCCGACGGCGCCGACAGCGAAGGCUUUGAGGCCGUCAUGGCGCAUGGCUGGGGCGGAGGCACCCACAUCUGGCGACUCGAUGCCCCGUCGUCGAGUUCCUCAUCGGCGACCGGGACGCUGCCCUCGCUGCUUCCUCAGUGGCGGAUCGCCAACCCGGUAACGGGUCACUUUGGUCCAGCCAAGAGCGUGGCGUGGGAGCCUUGCGGUGAGUACCUGCUAAGCUGCUCGGUCGACCAGACGACGCGCCUGCACGCCAAGCCCAACAACGAAGGUGCCGCGUCGACCUGGCACGAGGUGGCGCGCCCUCAAUCGCACGGUUACGACCUGCACGCCGUCUCCUGGCUCGACCGGCUCGCGUUCGCCUCGGCCGCCGACGAAAAGGUGGUCCGCGUGUUUGCGGCGCCGCGCGGCUUCGUCGGCAGCGUCGGCAGGCGCGGCCUGGCAUGCGCCUCGAUCGGGACCGAGGAUGAGUCCAGGCUCGGCCUGCGCGCUGCCCGCGGGCGGGAUCGGCGCUGCCUGCUGGCGCUUUGCGACGAUGCGGGCGACUUGGCCGCCUGCACCGCGCGCCACGGCGACCUGAUGCGGCAGCUGGCGGAGCGAGUCUGCAGCGGCCAGGACGGCGACGAGGGGAGCCUGACGGCCGUCGUUGCCUCGGACCGCUUCGAGGACCUGGCCGACAAUGCCAACGCGCGGCGCUACUCGUUCCGGCGUCUCGAGUCGUACCUCAAGUGGAUGUACGCGCAGGCCUGGGCGGUGGCCGUCGAGCGCGGCAAGCUGUUUGUCGACAUCAAUGUGCUGCUCGUGCCGUCGAGCCGGCUGGGCACGAUGCUGCCCCGGCUGGCGGCGGCUUCGGACAGCGUCUCGGUCGACGCCGCGUCGAUCGGCUCGCUGCGCCCGGCACUGGACAAUGCGCGGGUCAGAUUUGCGACCAUCGCCGCUGCCAAGGACGGCGGCUCCAACGAGGCUGCCACUGCCGCCGCGGAUGCCUCGACCACGACUGACGAAGACGACGAUGCCGACAGCAAGGGCUUCCGCACGUAUCGAGUCGCCGCGCUCGGGGGCACGUUCGACCACCUCCACGCCGGACACAAGAUCUUGCUGAGCAUGGCGGCGCUGGUGGCGUCGGAGCGGCUGAUUGUCGGCGUGACGAGCGAUGCCAUGAUCGCCAAGAAGAGCAACGCCGACCUGCUCGAGACGCUGCCGCAGCGGCGCGCGCGGGUCGACGCCUUCCUGCGCCUAUUCCGCCUGGCGUUCGGGCCGCUGAGGCAGGAGGUGGUGGAGCUGUCGGACGUGGCGGGCCCCGCCGGCACCGACGCCGACGUCGAGGCGCUGGUGCUGACCGACGAGACGCGGUCCGGCGCCGAGUUCAUCGACAAGAUGCGGCGCGAAAAGGGGCUGCGGCCGCUCGACGACUGGGUGAUUGGCGUGCUCGGCAGCCAGGGCGAGACGGACCUGCGCGGCGACGCAAAGGCGCUGGCCGAGAGCAAGGUCGGCUCGACGGCCAUCCGCAAGUGGAUCCGCGCGCAGGGUGCGCGGCGGGCGCACGCGCUGGCGACGCUGCUCCGCUCGAGGCAGCACCAGCUCGACCGUCUUGUCGCGUCGUUUGCGCCGGACGACGCUGCGCGACCUGGCAAGGACGGUUCGGAUGCGUCGACAGCGGGCGGCCACGACGACAUUGGCAACGACGGCGAGGCCGACCUCUCGGCGCGGCCGGUGGGCGCGAGCGUGCCGCCGCUGGGCCUGUCGAACCGCGCCAUCUUUUCGACGGAUGCCGAGGGAGCGGCCUCGAUUGUCGAGGAGCCGUCUGCGAGCGGCCAGCCGAUCGGGUCGGCGCGCGAGUCGCUGUCGAGCGUGCUGACGCGGCCGCCGACCGAGGAGCAGCUGAGCGUCGAGACGCUGUGGCCGGAGCUGGACAAGGUGUACGGGCACGGCUACGAGCUGCUCUGGCUCUCUGCCAGUCCGGCGUUGUCGUCGUCGUCGCAGGGCGGUGGGCGGUACGUUGCGAGCAGCUGCCGGGCGACCAAGGCCGAGCACGCCGUGGUGCGGGUGCACGACCGGCUGCAAAACUGGAAAGAGGUGGGCGUGCUCGCGGGCCACGAGUCGAGCGUGUCGCGCAUCCGCUGGAGCGGGAAUGCGCGCUUCGUCGUGAGCGUGUCCAAGGAUCGGAGCUGGAGGGUGUUUGAGCGUGUACUGCGCCAGGGCCAGACCUCCUUCAUCCCACUGACGGGCGAACGCGCACACGCCCGCAUCGUAUGGGACGUGUGCUUUUCCGCCGACGCGGCGGACCCCCACGUCUUCGCGACGGCAUCGAGGGACAAGACUGUCAAGAUCUGGCGUCUCCUUCCCAGCCCUGUCUCUCCCUCGAGCAACACCGCCGACAACGACACCGACAACGACACGGCCGGCAGCGAGGGCGAGGGGCAGGGGAAGCCCUACGAGCUCCUCUCGACCAUCAAGCUCCCCGUCGCCGUCACAUCGGUGUGUUUCGGCGUCGGAUCCGUCCUGGCCAUCGGAGGCGAGGACGGGUCGAUUCGUAUCCUGUCCCCCUCCCUCUCCCCCUCCUCCUCCUCCUUCUCCGACGGCGACAAGGAAGGAUGGACUGAAGUAUGGAGCGGAAAGGUGGCACAGGAGUCCAUCAACGAACUCGCCUUCCGUCCUCCCCGCCUCGAGGACCAGAGCGACGACGAGGUCACGCUGGCGCUCGCGAGCGAGGAUGGCUUUGUGCGCAUCCUCGCCAUCUGCGGCGUCUAG
This is a messenger RNA of Pseudozyma flocculosa PF-1, 4293 nucleotides long. RefSeq lists its product as uncharacterized. Gene Ontology annotation, molecular function: protein binding; catalytic activity. Lineage: Eukaryota; Fungi; Basidiomycota; Ustilaginomycetes; Ustilaginales; Ustilaginaceae. Bases 1 to 4293 code for a protein of 1430 amino acids. The transcript has 2 exons. Gene Ontology annotation, biological process: biosynthetic process; tRNA wobble uridine modification. Gene Ontology annotation, cellular component: elongator holoenzyme complex. The record is from RefSeq and is a predicted model, not a curated record.